Plectropomus leopardus (leopard coralgrouper) is the source of this 2112-nucleotide messenger RNA. It is a transcript of the gene il1rap, whose product is annotated as interleukin 1 receptor accessory protein. Lineage: Eukaryota; Metazoa; Chordata; Actinopteri; Perciformes; Serranidae. The record is from RefSeq and is a predicted model, not a curated record. Gene Ontology annotation, biological process: signal transduction.
UCCUAAUGGCGUCCUUCGUCUCCGGCCUCCUCUUCCUCUCGGUGCUGGUGGGCGGGAUCACAGCAGCCGUCAGUCAGUCUGAGCCGUCAGAGCCUGUAUGUUAUGACUGGGGGGAGUCCCGUGAGGGGGAGCCAGUCUCGAUCCUGGAGGGUGAGGCCGGCUGGCUCUCCUGUCCUCUUUUCUUUCAUCCCUCCGUCUAUAACUACACGUCCACCCAGAGCGCCGGACACAACCUGGUCUGGUACCGCGUCCCUGAGGGUCAGCACCUGGAGCAGCCAAUCCCCUACAACAGGAAGUUCAACAGCUCGGGGCUCAGCAGAGACAGAGACAGACUGUGGCUGGAGCCGGCCGCCGCCGCCGACACGGGACAGUACAUCUGCAUGCUGCGCAACAAGUCGUCCUGCAGUAAGAUCGCCGUGCGCCUGCAGGUGCUGCGGCCCGACCAGGUGCCCCGCGGCCUGGACUGCGAGCCUCCGGUUGCGGUGAAAAGCAGCGAGGUGAUCAUCCCGUUUCAGGAGGGGAAGGUGCUGGACUGUCCCGACCUGCAGGAGACACGCAAGUUUGCCGACGCAGAGCCGAGCGUCACCUGGUACCACGUGAAACUGGGCGGCUCGCGGUGCGACACGUACCCGUUUUUUAGCAGUAGACGGCAGCAGAAAGGAUCCAGUCUGCACAUUCACAUCAUGGAAGAGUUUUAUCAGGGUUUAUAUUUCUGCAGAGUUGACUUCCAGAGGAGAGGAAAGACCCUCAGCUUCACCCGGAGCCUCAACGUCAGCGCCGUCUCUUCGACUUUUCUGCCCAAACUGCCCAGCAUCCUCCACCCGGGCAAAGACCAGCUCAUCACUGUCAAACGGGACUCGGAGGUGCGUCUCAGGUGCACCGGCCUGUUCCCCUACCUGAACUCUUCACGGGACAUUUGGUGGACGGUUGACGGGAAGACGCUGGACAAAUUGGGCGACCAGCGAUUCUCCAACACCAACAAACUGGUGAAGGACUACUAUGGGGACUGGACCCUGGAGAGCGUGUUGGUCAUCAAGGACUUCCAGUCUGAGGACCUGAACAGGGAGUAUAACUGCUCCGUGAGGAACGAGAAGGGCUUCGAGACCCGCAGAGCUCAGCUGGAGGAGGACGAGCUGCUGCCGGUGGUGGAGCUGGGCUGCGGUCUCGGCGUGACUCUGCUCUUCAUGCUGUUCCUCUUGGUGGUUUAUCACAUCUUCUGGUUGGAGCUGCUGCUGCUCUAUCGCUCCUGGUUCGGCACCGACGAGCGGCACACAGACGAUAAAGAGUACGACGUGUACAUCUCGUAUGCGAGGAACAGCGAGGAGGAGCAGUUUGUUCUGUCGACGCUGCGCAGCGUCCUGGAGAACGAGCUCGGAUACUCGGUGUGCAUCUUUGACAGAGACAGUCUGCCGGGAGGGACCAUCACUGAUGAGACUCUGAGUUUCGUGGCGCGUAGCCGGCGCCUCCUGGUGGUGGUCAGCCCGGGCUACGCCUCCCAGGGCUCCCAGGCCCUGCUGGAGCUGCAGGCCGGCAUCGAUGGCAUGGCGCGGGGCGGACACCUGCGGGUGAUCCUGGUCCAGUACAAGCCGGUGCGGAGGCAGGGCUGGGUCAGGGAGCUGCGGAGGGCCCGCGUGGCCCUGGUUCUGAUCUGCUGGCAGGGGGACAAGUCCAAGGAGCUGACGUCCCGCUUCUGGAAGAGGCUGAGGGUGGAGUUACCUGUGAGGAGGCUCAGCAGCAGGGGGGAGGAGGAGGAGGAGGAGGGCGGUAAGGAGGUGGCCCUGAUGAGGCUGCACAGUCAGAACAGCACCAACUCCCAAACCGGCCUCAUCAGCAACACCGUCAAAGACCCGCAGAAGGUCCUCAAGGCUGCAGCGUAGACCAGAAGGACGGCGGAGACACGCAGAGACACGCAGAGACACGCAGAGCUGCAGACGCAAUGCCUCUGUUCUCUGUUUCUAACCAGGACUCCGUUAACCCUUUAGGGACGCACAAAAUGCGCUUUUCAAAUUUAAAAAAAAUGGAUACAUUAUUAAUAUUCGCUACUUUCAUUUAGGUAAUUUUUAAAACCAACAUCAGUCCUAAAAUAUCUAUUAAUUUCCAGAAUUUUAACCC